Messenger RNA from Plutella xylostella (diamondback moth), 2079 nucleotides. RefSeq names its product F-actin-capping protein subunit alpha (gene cpa). Gene Ontology annotation, biological process: actin cytoskeleton organization; barbed-end actin filament capping. Gene Ontology annotation, cellular component: cortical cytoskeleton; F-actin capping protein complex. The record is from RefSeq and is a predicted model, not a curated record. NCBI's taxonomy places the organism in Eukaryota, Metazoa, Arthropoda, Insecta, Lepidoptera, Plutellidae. Gene Ontology annotation, molecular function: actin filament binding.
UGCGAUCCGUCACUUGUGUCAAAAAAAGUAUCAAAAAUGGCGGCGGACGGUGACGAAGUGAUCAGUGAUCAAGAAAAAGUUAGAAUCGUUUCAGAUUUCAUCCUCCAUUCGCCACCGGGUGAAUUUAACGAAGUUUUCAAUGAUGUGAGGGUGCUUCUAAACAAUGACAGUUUACUGAAGGAGGGGGCGAGCGGCGCGUUCUCGCAAUACAACAAGGACCAGCUCACGCCCGUGCGAUUAGAGGGCUCGGAGCUGCACACGCUCAUCACGGACCACAAUGAUCUCGGCGGCGGCAGGUUCUUCGACCCGCGCUCCAAGCGCUCCUUCAAGUACGACCACCUCCGCAAGGAGGCGUCGGAGUACGAGCCGUACGAGGGCGACCGCGCGGCCGAGCCGUGGCGCGCGGCGCUGGACGAGGAGCUCACGGCCUACGUGGCGGCGCACUAUAAGCACGGCGCCAGCCUGGUGGUGGCGCGCGCGCAGGACGCCGGCGUGUCGCUCGUGGCGUGCAUCGAGGACCACCAGUUCCAGCCCAAGAACUACUGGAACGGGCGGUGGCGCUCCGUGUGGUCGCUGACGGUGGGCGGCGGCGCGGCCGAGCUGCGCGGCGUGCUGCGCGUGCAGGUGCACUACUACGAGGACGGCAACGUGCAGCUCGUGAGCAGCAAGGAGGUGCGCGCGGCGCUGGCCCCGGGCGGCGAGGCGGCCACGGCCAAAGAGUUCGUGCGCCUGGUCUGUGACGCGGAGAACGCCUACCAGACCGCCAUCUCCGACAACUACAAGACCAUGAGCGACACCACUUUCAAGGCGCUCCGUCGCCAGCUGCCUGUCACGCGCAGCAAGAUCGACUGGGCGCGCCUGGUGUCCUACACCAUUGGCAAGGAACUGAAGAGCCAAUGAUGUCCCGCCGCUGCGCUCUGAGCCGCAGCGGCCGCUCCAUGCCUCUGUACAUAUUCGCGUAAGACUAGAGCCGCUAUCACAGUACAGCGUUUGUCUGCUGCAUGCUGAAUGCUGUAAAUUGUAUGCAGCUGCGUCGAGCAGCUCCCGGGCUGCGCUUGUUGUGUAACUGAAGCAGAUGUUGUAGUGUGAGUGAGGCCUAAUUCUUGUUCAAAUGUUUAUGCGUGCCGGGAGAGCCCAGUGACCCUCCUGGCACAUAUUUAUCUAUGAAUAUAUAGAGAAAUUACUAUGGUAACUGUUAAAUUUAAAUUUUAUUGCAUUUUGUUACUCAAGUUCUUGAAAUGCUGUUGAGGAGCAAGUUGUCAAUUGUUUGGCUGAGAUUGCAUAUUAGUUCUUAUAACAAUUGACUUACGAUAGCAUUUUUGUUUGUGUCCACCUUGAAAAUAGCAUUGUGAUUAUGAUUAUGAAUAAAUGUAUAGCAUUCAGACCUACUUAGAAUGUUCUGAACACUAGGUCUGAUGUAACAAUUUCAAUUUACAUAAAAUCUAGCUUUCCUCCUAACAUUAUGUGGUCAGUUGUGUAAGCAAUAUUCUAGCUGCAUGAUAAUAUAACAAUAAGGAUACAGUUGUGUUUUGCUUUAUUCAGAUUAAUUUGUGGCAUAAAUUGUCCCCUAUUUUAUGAAUCAGUUUUAAUGAAGUGUAAAUUGGUGUGCAGUACAUUCAUUUUUGUUAUCAGUAUUAACAAACAAUAUUGCUUGCAUGACAGGAGGCACUUGGCUGGAGUGGCAGACGAAGGAACACUAUACAAUGGUGCAUUUAAUUGUAGUUUAUUUAACUUUGUCCACAUAGUUUGUUGUCUGAGAGGGCCUCGGGAGUCUCGGGACACAACACUGUUGUUGUGAUAAGCAAAGCAGUGGUGUGUUGCUCAAAUGAGAGAUGUGAAUAGAAAAGUAAUUAUGAGAGGAAUAUAACUAAUUGUCCAUACAGUAUAAUAUGGCUUUGAGUGCAAAAGGAAGUGUAACUUGUAUUUUUUUUAUAUAACAAUAAUUAUGAUGCCAAUAAGGAUUAAUUUGUAAUUAUUAUAAUUAUUUUAAUAAAGAACGUACAUUAAAACAUCCAAGUAUUCUGUAAUGUAUGAAUAAAUUCAUUUGAAUAAAAAUAUAUAUUAAAAUGUUGCUAACUA